Elaeis guineensis (African oil palm) is the source of this 1993-nucleotide messenger RNA. The record is from RefSeq and is a predicted model, not a curated record. NCBI's taxonomy places the organism in Eukaryota, Viridiplantae, Streptophyta, Magnoliopsida, Arecales, Arecaceae.
UUUCGUUCUGCCACCUUCCCACAGCCUCUCUCCUCUUCUCUCUUUCCCUCUCCCUUCUUCGCUUCCCUCCUCUCUCGCUCUCUCCGUCCCUUCCUCCCCCCUUUCGAUUUAAGGAAGAACGAAGCCAGAGAGGAAGAAAGGGUGGGAAUCCACUAGGACUAAUGGAGGGUUACUUAGGGUUCUGACGCCUCUUCCUCCGCGGAUCUGGGUUUGGUCUUCUCUUGCGACAUCUCUCGAGGUGGGCUGGGCGUUGUGGAGAUGGCUUUCUAUGUCUCCGAGGUUCGGAUUUGGUGGAUGGUUGAUCUGGUAUAGGGUUUCAGAUGUCUGCUUGUGUGAAGCUUGGAGAGAGGGUUUUGGAUUCCUCUGCGUCUGGGAUGAGUUCUCCGGCUUCAAGGAAGAUGGAGAGAAGAAAUCAGCCUCCUUUGCAUUGGUCGAUAGCUCAGCAUGCCUUUGCCGAGUAGAUACAGGCUUGAAAACCGUUGCUGGGGCUAAGAAAUUUGUCCCAGGAUCCAAGCUCUGCAUUCAGCCCAGCAUCAAAGCAUCUAUCCAUCCAUCCAAGCCCAAGGCAGCACGAGGAGACCGAAACCGCAGUCAGUCUCCUUUGCUACCCGGCCUCCCAGAUGACCUUGCCAUAGCUUGCCUGAUCCGUGUCCCGCGAGCUGAGCACCACAAGUUGAGGCGAGUCUGCAAGAGAUGGUACCGUCUUUUGGCUGGCAACUAUUUCUACUCCCUCCGCAAAAGCCUUGGAAUUACAGAGGAAUGGGUCUAUGUCAUCAAAAGGGAUAGGGAGGGUCGGAUAUCUUGGGAUGCCUUUGAUCCUGUAUACCAGCUCUGGCAUCCUCUGCCACCCAUUCCAGGAGAGUACUCUGGAGCCCUUGGAUUUGGGUGUGCUGUCCUAAGUGGCUGCCAUCUAUACUUGUUCGGGGGUAAGGAUCCACACAAGGGGUCCAUGAGGCGGGUCAUCUUCUACAGUGCCAGAACUAACAAGUGGCACCGGGCACCUGACAUGCUGCGGCGGCGGCACUUCUUUGGCUCCUGUGUGAUAAACAACUGCUUGUAUGUGGCUGGCGGGGAGAGUGAAGGGUUCCAUCACUGUCUGAGAUCGGCAGAGGUCUAUGAUCCGAACAAGAACCGGUGGUCAUUCAUAUCAGACAUGAGCACUGCAAUGGUGCCGUUCAUUGGGAUUGUCUACGAGGGAAAGUGGUUCCUCAAAGGGCUUGGGUCCCAGCGACAGGUCCUGAGCGAGGUGUAUGUUCCAGAAACCGACAGCUGGUACCCAGCAUUCAACGGCAUGGUAAGUGGAUGGAGGAACCCAAGUGUUGGCUUGGAUGGCCGGCUCUAUUCUCUCGAUUGCGAAGAUGGUUGCAGACUAAGAGUUUAUGAUGGGGCUACAGACUCUUGGAGCAAACACAUGGACAGCAAGGUGCACCUGGGGAGUUCUCGAGCUCUAGAAGCUGCUGCUCUGGUCCCUCUUAAUGGGAAGCUAUGCAUCGUCCGAAACAAUAUGAGCAUUACUGUUGUGGAUGUUGCAGGGAAAGACAGUGGGGAUCACCGCUGGGAGACAAUUGCUGGCAGAGGGCAACUCAAGACGUUUCUCACGAAUUUAUGGUCUAAUAUUGCAGGCCGUAGCCGUCUCAAGAGUCACAUUGUCCACUGUCAGGUCCUCCAGGCUUAGAAGAAAGAAAUUCUCAAGAUCCUUGCAGCAAUGUCUCUUUCUUUUGCAUUUCACUUUGCAACCCUUCAGAGCAUGUUGCAUUAGAACAUGUUUGCUGCCAUGCAAAUCCAUCAUCUGUAUUAAUACGAGUUCCCUUGCGUUCAGAAUUAUAUUAAACCAAUAGAAAUAGUAAGUGAUGGGAGUCAUUGAUUGUUGAGAUACCGUGAAGGAUUUAUGGGGCCUUUACCUUUCAAACUUAAGCCUCUUUUGUGGGUUCCCGGCCAUGGACUAUGCUCCUUUCGAGAAGAGACUGCAGAUUCAAUAAUACAGCAUCCAAAU